This is a messenger RNA of Brassica rapa (field mustard), 4337 nucleotides long. Its product is annotated as thioredoxin H8. The record is from RefSeq and is a predicted model, not a curated record. Lineage: Eukaryota; Viridiplantae; Streptophyta; Magnoliopsida; Brassicales; Brassicaceae.
UAAGAGUUUCUUAUCAUUUAAUAUUAAUAUAAUUUGAUAUAUAGUUAAUUUUGAAAUAAUUAUAAAGUUAAGCCAUUAAUAGAAUGACACAUUGUAAAGUAGUCUCUCAUCAUUUUUUUCAAAUAUUUUUUAUGAGAGAUUUUCCUCGGACCCAUUUUCCUCACCUCAGAUCUACUUUUUCUUACUUUUUGAUCUUUUUUUAUAUUUAUAUUGUCAAAGACUUGGUGAAAAAUGAAUGGAUAAAAUAAUUUUAAUUGUUUUGAAAAUCAAAUUGAAUAUUGAUUUGAAAAAAAAUAUUGAUUUGGGAUUUUCAUUGAUUUUUGUUAAAUAAAUUAUAAAUGUGUAAAAAGAAAAAAAUAAUAAUUUGAAUGCUUAAAAAUUAUAUAAUACAUAAUUACGAAAAAAAAAAUAGAAUUAGAUAAAUCAUAAUAGUAACAUAUUAUAUAAAUGAAUUUAGUUAUACACAUGAUCAGUUUUAAAAAACAUGGAUAACAUGACACUCGCAUGAAAUAAAAUUAACACCAAAUGAAAUCACAUAGUGAUAUUUAGAGAAGGAAAAAACUAAAAAACAGAGGAAAGCAUAUAUGGAUAUAAAGGAUGGAACACGGGAAUGUAUAUCACAUGUAUAAUUUACUUCUUUUUUUUAAACACUAUUACCGAAUAAAUAUAAGGUGAUUACAAGGCUAGUUUCAAUAGAAACCGAGGAACAGCAUCAAUCAAAGCUUAAACAAAAAUGUGACUAAGCUAAGAUGGAAAACCAACAGCAAUAUAAGAUUGAAAAAGUUCCUCCUUAAUCACACUUCUAGCUAUAAAAUCACACUUCUAGCUAUAAGCUUUGCACCAAUGAUAUGUUGAUGAGAAUGAAAUUGAACUUUCCAGAGUCAACAAUAUCUUGCAGCCAAGCUAACAAAUGGGAGGAGUAGAAUUUAAGGGAAGGCCAAGCUGAUGGUUUGGAGACUGCACCAAUAAGAUCAUGGUCAUCACUAGCAAAUAUGAUAGCAUUAAAAUGGAGAUUCUUCAUGCUCUCUAAAGUCCAACUCCAACUUUCAAAAGAUACUUCAAUCCUGCUAUUGAUUCCAACAAAAGAUCUCAUACCAUUCAUAACAAUUUUUUCAUCACUAUUUCUGAGAAUCCAAAAGGCUCCACUCUGAAAAUUAUUUUUGUCCCAAGCAGAAGCUAUAUCUUUGGACCCUGUGCAUAAGCACCACUUACACUUGCCCAAAGAUGGGCCUGGCUAUAUCACAUUUUAGCCAAGAUUUUGGAAGAGGUUUCCAACCAAAGAUAAUUUUUUGUUCUCUUGAAAGGUCAAUGGCUUUUGCUUGAAGAUCAGCAUUCUUGAUGAAGAACCAAUGAUCCACUUCUUCAAAAAUAGUCUUAGUAAACGAGGAUUCUAAGGAAAUCUUUCCUUCAAAGAGAAAUUUUUUUUGGUUCUCCCAAAUAAACCAUAUGAUCUAAGGGCCACUUCUUUUAAUGUAUUCAGGAAUGAGGAGUUUGUUCCUUGUCUUUAAAACAUAGAAAAUGUUGGAAUAGACUGAGGAAGAAUCAAAGCCAUUAGGUGGAUGAAGAAAACAACUAUUUAUCCAAGUUUGUCUCCCAACGGUACAAGAAAAUAGGACAUGAUUUAAGGAUUCAUCUUCCAAACUACAUAUUUGACAUCGAGUAUCAAUUUUCAUACCACGAUCCGUAAGAUUGUCCGCAACUGGCAAGGUUCCACUGAUCUGUAUAAUUUACUUGUUAAAUACUCUUUUCGUUCGAAAAUAUCCAUAUUUUCAAAAAAAAAAAACUCUUUUAAAAGGAUAUAUUUUACAUUUUAAUGUAUUAAUUAAAAGUAAAUUGUAAAUUUAAAAAUAUAAUUAUAGUUAUCAAAAUAUAUUGGUUAAAAGUUACGAAAAUGGUUAAUUACAAAAAAUAAUGUAUUGGUAAUUAAAUAUCAUAUGUCUUUUUAAUAUGUGUAAAAAUUCUACAACAUAUACUUUUUGAAAAGAGAGAGAGUAUAAUUAAGUAAUAUACAUCAUAAAUAAUCUGAAAAUAGAAGGGAUGAAUUUGGCACUGCUAUUUGGAAGAUAAAAAUAGAAACCAAUUUUACAUAAUUUUCUUUUAAAAGUUAUUCUUCGAAAUUGUGCAUAUGAUUUUAAAUCCUAACAGAUAAAAAUUAAGGUUGUAUAUUUUUUCCUACCAAAUUAUUGUCAACUUUUUAAUUUGUAUAUUUUGUCAAAGUACUGCCUAACGAAAACUAAGAUUUAUUGUUUCGCAUAUAUUAUCGUUAAUUAGUUUAUAGUAGUAAUAAUUAACUAUUAAAUACAAACCAUAUUUGAAUUACGUAAGAACCUAUUAGUAUAUUAUUACUAUUAAAUUGAAUAUCAGAUCCAAAACAUAUAUGAAUUAAGCAAACAAUCUAUCAUGCAUAUAUUGUGUCUGCCUUUUUGCGACAUGUAUUCCAUCAUUCAUUUCAUCUACACAUAUUUCCGUUUUAUCAUAGAUUCAUGAUUACUAAAUUAAUAUUCCUGUUUGCUUUAAACUUUAUCUUUCUACCAAGAAAUUAUUAUUAAAAAAUAAGUUUUUCAUCCACCAACAAAAACCAAAAAUAACCUAAUUAAAAUCAUAGGCUAAGUAGGGAAUCAUAUAUUAUGGAGAUUUGGAAUCCUUCCUUUCAAACAAAUUCAUGGCCGUAAAAAGGUCAAAAACAACUGCUGCCUCCCUUUUUCUCCAUUUAUGAGUAUAAAAAAACAGAAGUCGCACUUGGAGAGAAAGAUAAAACUUUAUGCACUAGCAGCACUUGGGGAGAAAGAAAAAGGACUUGUGGAAUCUUUAGUGUAUGUUGUUUCAUCACAACUUUUUUGACAGCAUUUUUUCUUAAUCACAAUUAAAACUUGCCUUUUAAAUAAAUAUAUAUCACGUGAAUUUAUUGUCUGCUUGCAUAGUAUACUUUUUAAUUCUAGGAUACAUUUAAUAGUUAAUACAUGCGAUCAAUAUAGAGUUAACAACAAAAUAAAUGAAUUAGCAACUGGUAAGCUUCAACCAAUUCGUUGUGAUUUUUUUUGUUGGCAAUUCAUUGAAUCAUUGGUUACAUUUUACUUAUGGCUUGGAAGAUAAAAGUUUCUAGACACAUUUAAAAGACAAAAUGAUGUUUUAUUAAAUCAUGGAAAUUAGUAUAGACUUUGGUUUGAGAUUCUCCGUUUAUUAAAAGAAAAAGUUGGUAAGCAUCUUUAAAAUUUCAAUUACAAAUUUAGAGUCUUCAAGAACUCAACUAAGACAACUUGAUCUUAAAAUGAGACUUAAUCAUUUAUUAAAGUUGGUUCCCAAAAAUACUUUUGUUGGAAUAGUUUUGUGCGACGACAUGUACUCUUACAGCCAACAGGUAUAAUGUGUACAAAUUGGUGACCGUUUAAGGCCACUAGGUCGUCCACAAUAAGAAUAUCUCAGGUUAUAAAAGCCAACUCUUCCUCUCACCUUAUGCUCCAAGUGAAAGAGCAACUCUUCUCAAAACUAUUUGCUCCUUUCUACAUAGAGAUAAAGCGAGACAAUGGGUGCUAAUGUUUCUUCGCCAGACCAGAGGUAUUCAGUGACGGCCGACCUCCCUUCCAGGAGGCCAUGGACACCUCGCUUCGAGUCCCAUAUUUCUCCUUACAAAGUCAAUAUCCCCCUUAUUGUGGAAAUCAAGAACAAGAAUCAGUGGAAAUCUCGGCUCAACAGUCUCAAGCACACCAACAAGCUGUUUGUGAUCGAGUUCACGGCCAAAUGGUGUGGACCUUGUAAAUCCCUUGAGCCGAAGGUUGAAGAGUUGGCGGCUAAGUACACAGAUGUUGAGUUCGUGAAGAUUGAUGUCGAUGUGUUAAUGAGUGUGUGGAUGGAGUACAACCUUCAUACUUUGCCUGCGAUUGUAUUCAUGAAGAGAGGCCAAGAAGUAGACAGAGUUGUGGGUGUGAAGUUUGAUGAAUUAGAGAGGAAACUUCACAAAUACGCACAAUCCUUCUUUUGAAAAAUAUGAAGCUUUUACUUGCAUGCAUCAUGCAUGAUACCUUAUGCCAAGAAUAGUAUGCUACUUAUAUAAAUAAAUGUAGCUCCUCAUGCAUGAUCACCAUAUGCCAAGAAUAGUAUGCUAGUAUGCUACUAUAUAUAAAUUAAUGUUUGAAGGAGAUUCAACAAAAUAAACAUAAUUUGUGUGAUGUAAGUUUGGAUUUGCAUGUCUGUACCUGUCUCGUGUAAUAAAUUUAUGACUACUGAUUUCUAUGGCUAUAUAUCUUUAUUCUUUUUUUUUGACACGAAAAAGUAUUUCUUGUUCUCCCCCCAAACAACCUUAAUCAAUUUCUAUAUAUGCACCGUUAAUUUAGUUUUUA